Messenger RNA from Brenthis ino (lesser marbled fritillary), 2274 nucleotides. The record is from the annotation of a GenBank genome assembly. Lineage: Eukaryota; Metazoa; Arthropoda; Insecta; Lepidoptera; Nymphalidae.
AUGACUAACGCAACGAUACAGGAAAUAGAAGGCAUAGAUGAUUACUGGGGUCCUGCAUUUAGAUCAGUGUAUGAAGGUGAAGGUCAUGAGGCUUUUGUACAACAGUUAGAUGAUAGAAUUCAGCAACAUGACAAAGAAAUUGAAAAGCUGUGCAAUUUUUACUAUCAGGGCUUUAUUGACUCCAUUAGAGAAUUGCUUCAAGUCCGCUCACAUGCUGAGGAGCUGCAUGGAGAAAUAUCUAAUGUCGAUGCUAAUGUGAAGGAGUCUACAGAAAAUCUUUGCACAAGGGCAGAAGAGUUGAUUAGAGCCCGUAGAGUGGAGUUAAAUAUUGCAGCAACUAUAGAAAAAAUGGAGUUAUGCCUACCAUUGUUAACUACUUAUUCAAAGCUCAAAACUCAAGUGGAAGCUAAGAGAUAUUACCCAGCACUCAAAACCCUGGAGCAAUUGGAACAUGUUCUAUUACCUCGGGUAGGACCUUACAAAUGGUGUGCGAAAAUAUCCGCCGAUAUUCCGCGGUUACGACAGGCGAUACAAGAUGCAUCCAUGGCGGACUUGAGAGAUUUCCUCGAAAAUAUAAGGAAAUUAAGUCCUCAGGUUGGCGCAAUGGCUUUGAAGCAAACCCAAGAAAUGCUUGGGAGAAGCUUGGAGAAUAUUGUAAAGAAUAAAAAAGAAUCAUUGGGUGUUACUAAAGAAAACAGUGGACCGCAAUGUCCUCAUGAACUAGUAGACUUCAGUCCUCUCCAUAGGUGUUUGCACAUACACAGUGUUCUUGGUGCUAAGAACGAUUUUGUGCAAUAUUACAGAGCUCAACGAAAGCAGCAAGCUCGACUCGUUCUCAUACCCUCAUCCGGAAACCUCCAUGACUCAAUACAAAAUAUGAAGAGUUACCUCAAUGCUGUGCUGGGCUUCUUCAUCCUUGAGGAACACCUCUUGACCACAGGAGCUGGUCUGGUCUCCAAGGAUUGGCUGCUAGAUACCUGGAGUAUGUCAGUGGCUAAGGUCGCUUCGACGCUUAGAACAAACACGUCACUGAUAACCGAUCCAACUCUCAUGUUGAGCAUCAAACAUCAGAUUAUGCUGUUUAUAAAUGCAUUGAAAUGCUACGGACUUCCUACUGAUCCUCUACCAUUGCUACUGCAAGAGAUGGCGGAACAUUACACAGAAGUGUUGAUGCAAAGAUGGGUGGUUGUGUUCCGAGAUAUAUUGGAUAAUGCUACUUUCGCGCCUAUUGAGGUAGAAAAUCAAGAGCAGUAUGAUGGUGUCAUGGACACAUUUCCUUAUGAAGGAGAAGAACUGGAGACUCAACCUUUUCCUAGAAAGUUCCCGUUCUCAACGGUAGUGCCGUCUGUGUACGUGCAAGUGAAGGAGUUCAUCUACGCGUGGCUGAAGUACUCCGCGGGGCUGGGGCUGGGCGGCGGGCGGCGCGCGGCGGCGGCGCGCCACUCCGCCUCGCUGCUGCUGAGCCGCUCCUUCACCGGCUGCCUGUCCGCCGUGUUCCGGCGCCCGCUGCCGCUCAUGCAGCUCGUGCAGAUCAUCGUAGACACGCAAUAUCUAGAAGACGCAACGUCCUUCUUGUAUGAAUUCAUCAGUAAUAUUACUGGUUCAGAACUGGUCACCACGCAAACAGCAGGCAGCAUGUUCCAAGCAGCCCGAGAUGAUGCUGAACAGCAAAUAUGCGAAAAGUUGGAGAAGAAAGUAGACGAGUUUCUGGACCUUGAAAAUUAUGAUUGGUUACUUGUUGAGCCCAGCGGACAAGCCUCCUCCUUCGUCACAGACAUGCUGAGCUAUCUGUCUGGAGUGUUGACGUCUCUAGAACAGCUGCCUGAGAGAGCACGCGUAGCAGCAGUACGAGCAGCCACCAACCGUAUCGCGACGCGGCUGCGCAAUCUCCUGCUGGACCCAGGUGUUCGCCAGAUCUCCUCUGGAGCCCUCUACCAGCUGGACCUGGACGUGAUACAGUGCGAGCAGUUCGCAGCGGGAGAACCUGUGCCCGGGUUGAAGGAGGGGGAGCUGCUGGAACAUUUUGCUAGUUUAAGGCAACUUCUAGAUCUAAUAACUGGAUGGGACUGGUCAUCGUAUCUCCACGAUGUGGGUAUAGAAGGAGGUAAAUACGCACUAGUGACACCCCGCGAUGCCGCCACUUUACUGGAAAAACUGAAAGAGGCAGAACAGAAGUCGUCUGUCUUCUCCGUUCUGAAAAAGAAUGAGCGAGACAGAAGAAAGUUGCUGGAUACAGUGCUAAAACAGCUCAAGCAAUUGCAAAAUCAAGAUGGA